AUGUCGCCAGUGAGGUCACAGCGGGUCACAGUGGAACCCUCGUGGUGCCAGAGCUUUGCAGAGCUGGCCUUUGUGACACCAGAGCUUCAAAGAACCAACAUCUCCGAGCAGAUCAGACCAAACAAUAGAUUUGCCCCAUCAAAAGAGAAAUUUUACCACAGAACCAUUGUCCAGAACAACUGUUUCUACAGGGGACUAGUUGCCACUCAAAACUGUAAACCUCUGAAUCUGGGCCAGAAAAGCAAGGCUCCCUUUGAAUACAUAACGAAUUACAGAAUGAAUUAUGUGCCACCUCCUCUGGUGAAACAUGAUGUACAUAAAAUGCAGAAAUAAAAGGUCAAUUAUGUUUCAUUUGAUGGCCUCACUACACACAGAUUUUCUUACCUGGGGUGGGCUGGUUAGCCAACCAAACUUCCAAAACCAUACCAGACAAAGCCAGUCCCUCUUCCUUUCUCCACUACAACUGAAUUUCAGGAAAAAUACAAAGCUUGACUACAGCCUCCUGUAUUCACCAGAAAAGCUGAUAUAUAUCUUCCUCCUCUGGAGAAAGUGGACCUUCACACCACUACUUGGACACACUGGAAGCACUCAAAUGAAAAGCCAGCCAAGUUGUGUCAAUCUUUGGCCCAGCUUAAUAAAAUUACUGAGCCAUUUAAUAGCUCUUCUAUAGUGAAGGAAGACUAUAAGCCUUGGCUAUGAAAUAGACUAAAACCUAUCACUCAUGCUUCAACUUUCCCAGCAAAACCAAUAGAUUUCUUGGCUAUGUUUUGGACCCAUCAUGGGCCUCAUUCUCUCACAGUAUGUACCUAUAAACCUGUCUGGUCAGGCUGAAAACAUUGCACUCCCCUAGAUGCUAAAACAACCCACACUCCCAGUUACACACCAAAGGGCUUUGUUAGAUGCCUGGCCCCUUACAAAGACCCCAUCUUUGAGAAAACUGAUGCUGACAGCUUGAUUUUGUUUGGUACCUUCUUUUAA
Molecule: messenger RNA, 978 nt
Organism: Vidua chalybeata
Lineage: Eukaryota; Metazoa; Chordata; Aves; Passeriformes; Viduidae
Gene: SAXO1
Product: stabilizer of axonemal microtubules 1
Biological process (GO): microtubule anchoring
Cellular component (GO): cytoskeleton; axonemal microtubule; ciliary basal body
Molecular function (GO): microtubule binding
Source: RefSeq, a predicted model, not a curated record